AUGAAUGCUCAAAGCAACACAGCAGCUGAGGCAACAUCUAGUCAGAGAAAUGUAUCUGCUUCAGGAGAUUCCAGUUGUAACAAUGGCCAGACCCUUAUUUUUCUGACUUCUUCAGGGUUGGAACCAUCUUCCAAAUGCUCCAGUUCCAUUACAUUAUCUUUCAAAAGUGAAGUUGAUCCUAAUAAGAUCAACUGGAAAGGUGUUUCACAAGAUGUCAAAGAUGGUUAUUUUGGAGAAUUCAAGAAUUUCUAUUGGGAUGCUUCCGUUAGUGAAGUUCUGGUGAAGCAACAAUGGAUGAAGAAGGCUACAUUAUGCUACAAUAAUUUCAUUACUAAUAUAAAGAAGCAUAGAGCUACAGUUCAACCGGAAUUUAUAAAUAACCAUGUGUGCGAAAAGUGGAUGGAACUUUGGCAAAGUGAUGACUGUAUUAAGAAGUCCAAGAUAAAUUCAAAGAAUCAUUGUGGUGGACAUGAAGUAGCUGCUGGGACACACACUAGUGGCUCUAUCACAGCUGGAGAGCACCGAAAAAAACUUCUGCUGCUGGUUUUAUGCUACUUUUCUAGCAAGCAGUUGCUGGAAAUUGUUACGGCUGCUGUUUUCUGUUAUUGCAGCUACUACUGGUUUUAUGCUAUUUUUCAGCAAGCAAUUGCUGCAGUUUCUCUUGCUCUUAAAAUAGGUCGACAUCCAACUCCAAGUGAGUUACAUUUGCACGUCCAUACACAUAAUCAUGAUGAAAAAUCUUUUGUUGGUGACCGUUCCCGACUUCUACAUGAAAGGUAUGAAGAAAUUAUAUGGGAAAAAGGACAAUGUGAAUCUGAAAUAGAUCAAUUGGAGACAUAUUAUGAAGCUGCGGGAGGAGCAAAAAAGAAUAGAUUGUUUGGUCUUGGAUCUGAAGCUACAAGUUACUUUGGGAAAAAACUGGUACAAGAUGGGGCUGUUCUUGAUCCUCCUCCUACUCAUGAUAACGAUGACGACAUUGAUUUGUAG
Molecule: messenger RNA, 987 nt
Organism: Capsicum annuum
Lineage: Eukaryota; Viridiplantae; Streptophyta; Magnoliopsida; Solanales; Solanaceae
Exons: 8
Coding region: 1-987 (328 amino acids)
Source: RefSeq, a predicted model, not a curated record